Maudiozyma saulgeensis is the source of this 225-nucleotide messenger RNA. NCBI's taxonomy places the organism in Eukaryota, Fungi, Ascomycota, Saccharomycetes, Saccharomycetales, Saccharomycetaceae. The record is from the annotation of a GenBank genome assembly.
AUGUCAAGCACGACGCAACAUUACCAAUUCGAAGUUGUAAUGACUUGUUCUGGUUGUUCCAAUGCAGUUCAGAAAGCUCUAAAUAGAUUAGAACCAGAUGUUUCUAAUAUUGAUAUUUCAUUAGAGAAGCAAACCGUUGAUGUAGACUCGGUUCUACCAUACGAGAUGGUACUCGAGAAGAUUAAGAAGACUGGUAAAGAGGUUAAGUCGGGAAAAACCAUAUGA